UUGAAAUUAUGAAUGGUCAAAUUCAUAAAGUAGGUACCGAUUUAGAGUUCGUGUACAUAUGAUUUAAAUUAAUCUUAGCGUAAUAAAUAGCAAUUAGUAAAGGAUACUGGGAUAUUAAUUAAAAUGUUCAAAAAAGUUGCUGUAGGGAUGUCUGGGGGUGUAGACAGUGCGGUUACAGCAUUUCUUCUUAAAAAAGCAAACUAUCAAGUGGAAGGGGUUUUUAUGAGGAAUUGGGAUAGUAACUAUGAAGGCGGUUUCUGUUCAGACGAAAAAGAUUUCGAAGACGCAUCGUUCGUUUGCCGUAAGCUUCAGAUACCUUUGCACAGAGUUCACUUCAUAAAACAGUAUUGGAAUGAGGUUUUUACAGUUUUGCUUAAGGAAUAUGAAUCAGGACUGACUCCUAAUCCGGACAUUCUCUGCAACAGAUAUAUUAAAUUUGACAGCUUUUUUGAACAUUGCAGGAACAACUUGUCGGUUGAUGCUAUUGCAACUGGACAUUACGCUGAUACAUCUUUUGGACCUUUCUUAGAACAUUAUAAGGAGGAUCAAAAGGUUAAAUUGUUACAACCAGCUGAUAAACAUAAGGAUCAAACAUUUUUUUUAUCUCAAGUAAAACAAUUCUCAUUAAGAAAAUGUAUGUUCCCACUAGCUCGUUAUUUGAAAAGUGAAGUAAGAGAAAUAGCAAGGCAAGAAGGGCUUAUAAAUGUGGCCAGUAAAAGAGACAGCACUGGAAUAUGUUUCAUUGGAAAAAAAAGAUUUAAAAACUUUAUCGAUGAGUUUAUACCCGAGAAGAAAGGUAAUUUCAUUGACAUAGACACAGGACAGAUUGUUGGGGAGCACAGUGGUAUACAUAAGUGGACAGUUGGACAGCGAUGCUGUCUCUGCAAUUGGAGAGAUGCAUAUUUUGUAUUUAAAAAAGAUAUAGUGACAAAUAAUAUAUAUGUAGUACCUGGAACAAAACAUCCCGCAUUGUGGAAUAACCUAUGUUUUACUAAUAUACCUCAUUGGAUUUGUGAAGAACCAAUAGAAUUAACAAAAAAUGGUGUGCUCAAAUGUUUUUUUAGAUUUCAACAUACUAAGUUGUUAGUACCUUGCAGAGUGGUGAAGAAUACUGAAGGCCUGACUAUACUAUUGGAUCAUAAACUGAGGGCAUUAACAGAAGGUCAAUUUGGAGUACUCUAUAAAGAUGGAGAAUGUCUUGGUAGUGCCAAGAUCACAAAUAUUUUUAAAAAUUUAAUAUAUUAGCACUUAUAUUAUUGUUGAA
Molecule: messenger RNA, 1264 nt
Organism: Zerene cesonia (dogface butterfly)
Lineage: Eukaryota; Metazoa; Arthropoda; Insecta; Lepidoptera; Pieridae
Product: mitochondrial tRNA-specific 2-thiouridylase 1
Exons: 5
Coding region: 124-1245 (373 amino acids)
Biological process (GO): tRNA wobble position uridine thiolation
Cellular component (GO): mitochondrion
Molecular function (GO): sulfurtransferase activity
Source: RefSeq, a predicted model, not a curated record